Messenger RNA from Diatraea saccharalis (sugarcane borer), 708 nucleotides. NCBI's taxonomy places the organism in Eukaryota, Metazoa, Arthropoda, Insecta, Lepidoptera, Crambidae. The record is from the annotation of a GenBank genome assembly.
AUGUUAUGGUGGAAACAUUUAGAGAGCGUCCAAAACAAUGUUAUGAUGUUUGAACGAGAAGAAGAAACCAAGAGGCAGUAUAUAGAAAAAACGACGGUAACACUUUCGCUAACCGCAAGGAAUACUUUGUUGGAAGAUAAUUUCUUUAUAGCUAAUUUAGAACAAGUGAAAUCCCUACAAGCAUCGCUAUUUCCUAUAUAUAAUAAAGGCACUUUUUUGUCGAAUUUUCUACAAAACAAUAUCAAGACUAAUCAAAUAGAAAUAAAUACUGAUAUAAAAACAUUUAGAACCAUUGCGAAAUUAAAAGAACCAAGAGAUUUAUUUGCAUUACCGAAAGAGCUAGACUGUCCUCAGCAGGCACCACGAUGGCCUUCAGAAUGUCAGGUUGUCGAUGAAAGAAUACAACAUUUGUCAUGGAAUCCGGCGUCACCUGAACCGUAUUAUAUACAAACUGGUAAAGAGCUGAAACCACAGCCAGUGGGUGAAGACGCUGGUUCCGUGAUCUUUCAAUACUAUCCUAUGAGUGCCGUCAAUUACGUGAGUAUCAAUUACAAUCCAGGAUUAAUAAUGAUCUUUUUAGAUAUCCGAACCCAAAAAGCAAAACGAAACCCUAUUACCUACUAAGACUCCUCUGUCCGUCUGUCACCAGGCUGUACAUGUUAAGACACUUUUCAAAGUUUUGACUUAAUGAUGUACUUCCAUCGAUAA